Molecule: messenger RNA, 1628 nt
Organism: Tigriopus californicus
Lineage: Eukaryota; Metazoa; Arthropoda; Copepoda; Harpacticoida; Harpacticidae
Product: zinc finger protein 346-like
Exons: 5
Coding region: 567-1283 (238 amino acids)
Molecular function (GO): nucleic acid binding; zinc ion binding
Source: RefSeq, a predicted model, not a curated record
AAAAAUACGACCCGAAUAAAAGCCGCCUGCUCCGACAAAUAAAGAAUUCAAAAAAAGGAUUUUUGCUGACACCGGAACUUGUCUUGAUUACGACUCUGUAAAUCACUUCCAAGCACUUCGAGCGAUGAUUCAAAGCAAACCCUCACUUUUUUUGCAUUCAAGCCUUUCACUCAGUGUGAGCGGGUGUUUUCUCUGUGCAUCAGGAAACUUUCCUUUGCUUCAAUCAUUUUCAUAUCAUGACGCUCCCUGCCUUCUCAGACCAACAAGCAUAGUGCAGGGCUUUUGUUCGUCCUCCAAGUAUCCCACUAAUCACUCUUGGUCCAUCUUUCCUUUUUCCCUCUUCGUUGCUCUGCGGUUUGUAGUGAUAGCUUAACAUUUCUUCAUCUCCUCCUCCUCCUCCUCCUCCUCCUUAAGAUUGGCCAAACGAGAUAAAUACAGAUAAAGAGCGAUUUCUUUAUCCAUCUAUCAUCUCAGUGAAUGCAACUUUCUCAUCAUUGCCGGUGCAAUUUAUUGGAAAUUCGCUUUAAUCUAAAGGUAAACAGUCCCACCGCUGAAUCAGUCAACCAAUGCAAAGGAAUAUGGAGAAACAUUCCAAGGACGAUCCACUUUUCUGUCAACUUUGUCACGUUCGAACAAACAGUUUCAAAUUGCUAAGUGCGCACUUAUCCGGGAAGAUUCAUAUCCGAAAACUCAGAGAUCGCGCCCUUUUACACCAGAUCGCGCUGAGGGCCAGACAGAAGGCCAAAGGAAAGGCUGCCACACCCGGUAACGGUUUGGGAUCGACAGCGCAAGCUGUUCUUGUUUCUCAACAACCUCUGGAGCAGCAGUCUUCUUCAUCCAACGACCUUUUAUUUUGUUCCACGUGUUCGUUAAAGCUGAACUCGGCGGAACAACUGCAAAGUCAUUUACAAGGUUCCAAGCAUGCCAAGAAGGCCGCCAAUCCCAGGCAACAACUCUCUCCAUCUGGGUGCGGACCUCCACUACCAAAUUGUAUUGUAUCGCACGAAAAUGGACACAGCAACGUCGGCUUCAAAUGCAAAACGUGCAAUCUCACUUUGAACUCUGUGCCACAAGUGGUUUCACACCUAUCUUCUGACCGGCAUUUGAUGGAAUCGACUGAUCACCCCCCGGUCAAGCAAGCCAAAGCCUUGUCAAGUUACAAUCCGAGUGGAGCUGGCCUUGGCGCCAAGCUUCGCCAGCCUAAAACUGCGGAUAUGCAGAUGUGGCAGACUAAACCACCCGAUUCAACCGCCUUGUCCUUUGUCAAAGGAGGCCAACUUUGAGGCUCGAGUAAUGAAUUUGUAAUUAGAUUGGGUUCAAUGUAAGAGUGAAGACUUGGCAUAUUGCGGUUCACUUGGUCGAUGAAUGGGUUCCAACUUUUUCCCGAAUGAAAAUUUGUCUGGGAGACUAUGGCGGAUGCAACUUGAAUUCUUUGGCACGCCUUGCAUCUGUGAGCUCAAAAAUCAUGAGCGCUCAACAUGGCAUUGCAAUAUGUUGAACUCCGUUCGAUAAAACAAACCGCUGAAUUCCACAAAUAUAACGGUGGAGUGUCGAAAGCAGUUGCUUGUCAUUUUUUUUUUCAAAAACAUGAAAUACACUAGAAUUACAACCUUAGGAAUAAACAGCGU